Molecule: messenger RNA, 1515 nt
Organism: Oncorhynchus keta (chum salmon)
Lineage: Eukaryota; Metazoa; Chordata; Actinopteri; Salmoniformes; Salmonidae
Gene: nudt5
Product: nudix (nucleoside diphosphate linked moiety X)-type motif 5
Exons: 10
Coding region: 196-843 (215 amino acids)
Biological process (GO): ribose phosphate metabolic process; nucleoside phosphate metabolic process
Cellular component (GO): nucleus
Molecular function (GO): ADP-ribose diphosphatase activity
Source: RefSeq, a predicted model, not a curated record
CUAAUGUAUUAUAAUAUUUUUCAGAAGAGGGAGAUUAUUUUUGCGUUGCACACGUAGGCGUGAUCAAUGUUGGGGGCUUUCAUUUUUUUCCCCUCAGGGAGUCUUCACUUCUUUAACUUGACUUGUGGCUAAACCCACUUCAUUUUCACACAAACUAAAUCCUCCAUCCAUUUCCCUGAGAACAGUACUGGAAAGAUGAGCAGCCCUCCCAAAUCGACAACCAUACCUAACGUUGUAAAAGAGGAGGUCAUUGCAUCUGGGAAAUGGUUGAAACUUGAGAAGACCACCUAUGUGGACCCUGUUGGAAACACAAGAACUUGGGAGACUACGAAAAGGACAACCAGACAGGCCAAUGCAGCAGAUGGUGUGGGAAUCAUCGCCCUUCUGAAGAGGACCCUCCACAAAGACUGUGUUGUCAUGGUGAAGCAGUUCCGUCCACCAAUAGGGUGCUGUACCCUAGAGUUCCCUGCAGGUCUGAUUGACAAGGGUGAGAGUGCAGAGAUUGCUGCUCUGCGAGAGCUGAAGGAGGAGACUGGUUACAAGGGGGAGGUGGUAGGAGUCACCCCAGUGACCUGCUUGGACCCUGGCCUCUCUAACUGCACCACACAGAUCGUCAUGGUUAACAUCAAUGGAGAUGACCUUGAAAACACCAACCCCACACAGCAACUGGGUGAUGGAGAAUUUGUUGAAGUUCUUCUUCUACCUCUUGAUGAAUUCCAGAGGGAAAUUGAUGACCUGAUGAAGAAGGAGAAGAUUGUGGUGGACUCUAAGGUUUACAUCUACGGCAUGGGGAUGUCCCAGGCCUUCUUUAAACCCAAUGAACUCCGAGUGCUCAAACAGUGAGAGAAGGAUGGAAAGAGAAAGUAAAGUGGAGAGAGUAGACUAGAUGGAUGUGAAUAGAGGGAGAGGGCAUUAGGUUGCCAACUUGUUUGUUGUCGUCUCUCUGUUACACUACGAAUAUGGACUAAGCCAGGGAUGAAACUGUCAACAGGGUGGCCAUUUUGUGGCUUUAAGCUGUUGUCUUGGGGAUCAGUCAAUGAGAUUCAUGGAGUGUUACCCUACAGCUUGUAUUAUCCAAGACCAACCGCUUUUAUGCACCUUUACCUGUGGGGAUAGUCCUAAUUAGAUACCAUAUUUGUGAUUAAUGUGAUAUUACAUGCUGUCUGAUAAUACAAAAUUCUUACACUGAUAGGAAUAUAAUUGCUAAAUGACAACUGAGUACAUACUGGAACAUUCCUAACUUUCACUAACUCAAAUGACUAAGCUUCACUGUAAAAUAACUUUUAAAAGGUACUGUUAUAAUAAUAUGCCUUGAAAGAUGUUACUCGCAACGGCAAUAGUUUUGUGCAUUUAUGUUUACAUCCAUUAGUUCACACCAAUGCCCUGUUAGACCAAGGCAUAGGUGUAGAUGUCUCCUUACUGGUAUAAGGCUGACAUGCAGAUGAUCCUCACAUUUUAUUUAGCAAUUAUCAGUAAUUGAAUUAACUUGAUGUCAAUAAACAUGUUAUUCUUAUA